CGGGUCACCAUGGCAACGCGGCGGGACCGGAGGCUGCUCGUAGCAGGCGUUCUGGUGCGUGGCUUGUGGGAUCUUAGUUCCCCGACCAGGGAUUGAACCCAGGUCCUUGGCAGUGAAAGCACGGAGUCCUAACCACGGGACCGCCAGGGAGUUCCCGAGUCCUUAUUGAUUUUAAGUUUUGCUGCCGACAUGCUGCCCCCGCCCACAGAGCAGGCCCUGAAUGCCCUGCUGGCUCGCAAGGAGGAGGAGUGGCGAGCACUGCAGGCCCAGCACUCCCAGAUGCAGGAGGCAGCCCUGCAGGACGCUCAGCGCCAGCUGGAGGAGGCGCAGGGGAAGCUGCGACGCCUGCGGGAGGACUUCGUCUACAACCUGCAGGUGCUGGAGGAGCGGGACCGGGAGCUGGAGCGCUACGAUGCUGCGUUUGCCCAGGCCCGUGGGCUGGAGGAGGCCAGGCAGGCCGAGGUGAGCGAGCUCAAGAUCGAGGUGGCCAAGCUGAGGCAGGCGCUGGCCGGCGAGGCCCGGCGGGUGGAAGAUCUGCAGCAGCAGUCCCAGCAGAGGCUGCAGGAACACCGCCUGGAGCUGGAGCGGGUCCACAGUGACAGGAACGGUGAGCUGGACCAGCAGCGGGAGCAGUAUGGGAACCUGAAGUGGAAGCUGGAAAGGAGGCUGGAGGAGCUGGACAGCGAACUUGCCCUGCAGCGGCAGGACUUCCCUGGCAGUCCAGCGGUUAAGACUCCGCGCUUCCACUGCAAGGGGCAUGGGUUCGAUCUCUGGUCGGGGAACUGGGAUCCUGCAUGCCAUGUGGAGCUGCUCCAGGAGUUUGAAUCUGAAAUGCAAAAGCGGGAGCACGCCUUCCGCCUGCAGGCUGACAGCAUGAGCAAUGUGGUCCUAGCACACGAGCUCAAGACUAAACUGCUGAACAAAGAGCUCGUGGCCCUGAGAGAGGCCGGGGUGAAGGCUGCGGAGUCCCUGCAGAGCGCCGAGGCGGUGAAUGCGGAGCUGGAGGAUAGGCUGCAGCGCAGAGACUGGGAGCUCAGGGACCUGGCUGCCGUGAAGGACGCCCGGAUAAAAGACUUAGAGGGUAAACUUCACUCUGUGCAGCUCACCAGGAAAAAAGAAGAGGAGAUGUUUAGGAGGAAGCAUGAGGAGCUGGACCGUCUGGCCAGGGAGAGGGACACGGUGCUGAUGGCAGUGAAGAGCGCCCAUGCGGAGCAGCUGCAGGCGGUAGAGGCCAGGGCCCUGGAGCUGCAGGGGCACUGCGACAACCUCGAGGUGCAGCUCCGCAGGGCUGAGUGGAGGCAGGCGGACACCACCAAGGAGAAGGACGCCGCCAUUGACAAACUUCGGGAAGAUGCGUCAGCUCUAAAAUCCCGCUGGGAUGCCCAGAUUGCUCAACUUUCCAAAGAGAUGGUCUCCAAAGACCUUCAGGUUCAGUCGCUGCAGGAAGAAGAGGUGAAGCUGAAGGCACAGCUGGCCAGAUGCCAGCAGGACAUUGGAAGGUACAAGCAGCAGCUGUCUCUGGCCGUAGAGAGGGAGCAGAGCCUGGCGCGUGACAAGGUGCAGUUGGAGCUGGCCUGGCAGCGCCGCUGCGAGGGUGUCGAGCGGGAGCAGUACCAGCGGACUGAGGACUUGAUUCAGGGCCUCACCGCGGCCAGAGACCAGGUUGCGGCCAAGCUGCAGGAGACAGAGCGGGUGCUGUGUGGCCAGGAGGUGAUGCUGAAGGCCGUGACCCGAGAGAGAGACCAGGCUGUGCAGGCGCUGGGGACACGCGGACUCCACCCUGAGGAGGAGGCGCAGAUGCUUCUACGGCAUCAAGAAGAAGAAAUAAGUAAAAGUUUUCCAUCUACUGUGAUCCAGCAGCUACAAGAGCAGAACACAAGCUUGCGAAAUGUUAUUGCACAAAUGAGGAAAGAAAUGGAAACUCUAAGUGAUCAAAUUCUUCCUUCUGCCCAGUUAGGAGGGGAGACCUCACAAACAAACCAGCCUGACCCAAAGGCAGCCGCUGAUUCAGCUGUACCUGAUUAUGUUCUGGCCCUUGAAGCAGAAAUGCGAACUCUAAAGCAUAAAUUUAAAACAUUGGAAGAACAACUAGAAGAUGUGUUAGAUCCUUCGAAGACGACCUCGUCCUGUGCUGGCGUUCAACCCAGUGUCCUGGCCUCCACAGACACCACCGAUGGCAAAAUUUCAUUCUAUGACCAAGGAGGCAGGAAUAUGCAAUGGAGAAAGGACAGCCUCUUCAGAGGAGCUGUGCCGGUCGAUGGUCCAUCCACGGGACUGGCGCUCAGGAGGCUUGGAGACAGGGCACAUCUCCUGAGCUUCCUGGUGGCACAGCUCAGACAGAAGGUGCUGCGGGAACCCCUGGACAUGGACACCAUCCAGCGAGAGCUUCCCCACGAGCUGGACCAGGUGCACCUGGAGGUUUUGCAGCUGCGGAAGCAGGUGGCUGAGAUUGAGAAGCAUCUCAGGUCAGCCCAGAAGGAAGGCAGGGAUGCUUCAGGCAGGCAGCAACCGCACGCCUCAGACACUGAGGCUGUCGGGGGAGAGGGCCCGGCACAUGGAGGACCCGCAGGGACCGAGGACCAGGAGGCACAGCCCCCUCAGGCCCUGUCUGUGCCCCGACUCCAGAGGAAGCUCAAGGAGGCAGCCAGGAAAAUCCUGCGGCUGCGCCUGGAGAAGGAGCAGCUCCUGGAGCUGGGGAACCGGCUGCGUGCGGAGCUGGGCCACCUCACUGGGAAGCCGCCUCAUCACCCACUUCCUACCCCUGAGGUCCAGGGCUCAGGUGAGGCACCCGAUGCACGCUUGGGACCGUUGCAACCCCGUCUCACAACUCAGGACUCUAAGAAUGCCAAGAAAGAAUGUUUCUCCGAACGCUCAGGAAAGAGCCAAGCCCGCUUGGCACAGACAGUCUGCAGAAGGGACGCUGAGCCAGGCUGCACAGCGGGGCCAGGGCUGAGGCAACACAGAAUCUCCACAGUGACUUGCAGAUCAGCUCCUCAGAAAGAAAACCAGUCCCCAAAGCCACGCCUGGCUCAAGAAUUCCAGGAGGAAAAUGGCCACCACACCCAAAGGUCCUCAUCACCUGCCAGCAGUUCCCUCCAAGACACAUGGAAGUUACUGGACCUGGGAUCCAGCCCUUCUGGCCUCACCUCCCAGGACGACUCGCCUCCAGAGCACCCAGCACCUCCAGCAGCCUACAGCCUCCAACACCCCGAGGGGAGCCCCGUGGCGCCAUGGGCGGCCUUUGCCGUCGAAGGGAUGAAGAUGAAAGCCCAAGCAAGGGGCAAGCCUGCCAGACACCCCAGGGCUCAUCCUGCAAAACCUAAAGGCUGCCAGCGGCCCCCCAAGAUUCGUAACUACAACUCCAAGGACUGACUUCCUCGAACCACCCCUCCCCGCCCCUCCCCCUCCCCGCCCCUCCCCCUCCCCACCCCUCCCCCUCCCCUCCCCCACCCCUCCCCUUCUCAUCCACUCCUCCCUCCCCUCCCCCUCCCCACCCUUCCCCCUCCCCACCCUUCCCCCUCCCCCUUCC
Messenger RNA from Eubalaena glacialis (North Atlantic right whale), 3529 nucleotides. It is a transcript of the gene CCDC57, whose product is annotated as coiled-coil domain containing 57. Bases 190 to 3372 code for a protein of 1060 amino acids. Lineage: Eukaryota; Metazoa; Chordata; Mammalia; Artiodactyla; Balaenidae. The record is from RefSeq and is a predicted model, not a curated record. The transcript is spliced from 22 exons.